Caenorhabditis auriculariae is the source of this 4305-nucleotide messenger RNA. The record is from the annotation of a GenBank genome assembly. NCBI's taxonomy places the organism in Eukaryota, Metazoa, Nematoda, Chromadorea, Rhabditida, Rhabditidae.
AUGGCAACAAUCGAUGAAGACGACGAAUUUGAGGAUGCGUUUGAAGAAAUUCCGCCAAAAGUCCUCAAACCUGUUACUCCUAAGGUAAAGACUUUUUUUAGGCAAAAAAUAAUUUGUAAAUUUCAGCCUGAAAAUACUCCCCGACGUCCGAAAGAUCUCAAUGUCGCCGAUAGGAGCCGAAACACGCCGCUGGCUAAAUCGACAUCAAGCCAGUCACACUACUUUGCUUCUCCUAGCGUCAGCCACUCCACAGGCUCCGCUUUUGCUUCACCCGCGGUUAGUCAAGUUCCAGCAAGAAAAUAAAAGAAAAGUUUAAUAAUUUUACUUUUCCGGUUUUUUUCAUUUGUGAACUUAUCACACACUUUAAAUUUUUUGAAAAACGGUUAAGAAUAAAUCAAAAAAAAUUUGGUGACAUUUUCUUGAAACAUUUUUUGAUAUGAGAGAAUUCUAAGAAUUAAUUUAAAGCCAUUUGGGAUGCAUAUAGAAAACUGAAAAGGACUCACAGGUAACUGGGCGAGAAAGUGGAGCCCAUCGAGAUCGUUUGUUGGCGCUGAGAAGACGAAUGAAUGUGGAGUUCGGCGGUCGAGAAGCGAGUGGAGGGAGUAGUGUCCUUGGCAGCGAAGGCGACGACGCCUUGAGCACUUUGAGUGAAGCCACCAGUCUUCAUUCCUGGCAUCGUCACAUGCUUUCCGGUCCGGAAACCAUGGUUUUCUAUCCAAAUAAUAAAUAGCACUUUUCGUCUUCUAAUUCAGGUCGUCCAUGCUUCUGACAGCGUUAGUACGUGUGCGACAUCUCAUCCAGCCCGAUUCACGCCACAACCCAACCGCAUACCUUUCAGUCCUGACCCACCCUCCACAGAGUCCGAGGUGAGAAGGAUGACUACUUUCGUAACAUUUUCUUUUUUUUUCAGCAAAGACUAACUUCUCCUUGGGGUUCUACCGUCAAAAACAACGAUAUGAAUAUAACAAGAAACAGUCUGUCUCCCAUUGAUCGAUCUCCUGCUCAGGCUCCACCUCCUUUGCCUAGUCGGAGAAAUAUUCCGGUUUUUUUUAUAAUUUUUCUCUUUGAAUAAUCAAGUUUUCACAGACGCCUAAUCGUGUGCCUCCACCUUUGCCUCCGAGAAGCUCGAAUAUGCGCCUUCCUGAUCCGGUGUCGCUCGAACUAGCUCACAGGAUGAAAAUUUUGGAAGACGAAAAGUGAGCUUUGAAAGUGAAGCAGAAACCAUUGAAGUUUUUUUUAAGAGAAAACUCAACGUCCACUCCAAUAUCAUCACCUCUGGAACUACCAGCUAGCGUUUCUCAAUGCAACAGGUAAAAUAAAAGUGAAAGAGCAAUUUGAAUAAAACCGAAAUUUGAGGGUUUCAACGAAAUCGAAUGACUCUGUGGGAACUAUUUGUGAAGCUCAAAACGGAGAGGAAAAUCGCAAAAAAGGACAUAGCAAAUCAAACUCUUUAGACCGAGGAUUGACCUUGGCUAAAUCACUCAAGGUAACUAAUCUUCGUAUUACUUAAUAACAAUGUUUUUUAUAGUCCGGUCCAUUUCCUCCAACGGCUUCCAAAUCGAAUUCUUUGAAAAGACAAGAAGCGGAAGGCGAAGAAGAAAAAAGGAACAAUGACGCCGAGGUCGUCAUUCGAGAACUAACAACCACCCUUGCAGCCACUUCUCAAAAUACCGAUGUAUGAAUCUUUUUUUCCUGUUUAAAACAUCAAAAUAUCGUUACAGCGGAAGUUGGAACCGAUUUCAUCAUGCGCAUCAUCCUCGAUCUCCUCUCCUUCGAACAAUUCAUCCGAGAAGCAACAAUCAGCUCAAUGUGAAUCCUCAAGCAGACUACAAAAGUUUGAAUCACCUCUGGAUGACGCUUGGAAAACGAAAGCCCACGCAACUUUCCCAAGUACAACAAAAGAUCAUUCGGAUUCCUUCUCUUCCAUGCGAUACAGUCUGAUGAAACCAGCAAGAGAAACGGAGAAGGUGACUUUUUUAUAAAACACAAACAAAAGUCGAGAACUUUCUUGCAGGAAGGUCGAAGUAUGUCGGAUAACAACCUCAACAAACACGUCCGCAACAAAUUGUCGACGUCUUUCGAUCCUAUAGCUCAGGAUGUUGAGCGAAGACUGAGCAUGAAAAGAGAAGCAGCCGCGGCGGACGACAGGACCAGCAUCAGCUUGAGGUAGAAUCAAUGAGAAUGAAAAUCAAGAAAAAAGAAAUAUUUCAGCGACGACGACGCUCAUUCAAGGUAUUCGAUGGCUAGAUCAAGCAUUGACCACGCUAAGUCGCUUGCUCGGAACUCCGUUAUGUACGCAAGCGGUUUCUUUCGAGGGGCUUUGAAAAAAGUACGCAACGUCACUCACACAGGGUACAGUCAAGAAAAUAAAAACAAAACUAAGAAAUUAAUUUUAGUGGAAGUGCUCGAGAAGAAAUUGGCGAUGAGACGAGUGAAGGUGAGCAAAGUGAGGACGGGGUCGCUCCAGCGGUCGGAACAAUUGUGAGACCUCGAAAAACCAAAAAAGGACCUUUUGACUUUGAGCAGCUCACAAUUGAACAGGUAUUAAUAAAAGUUGACCAACCUUACUUGAAAGUUUCAGGAACUCGACAAUGAACAUACAGGAGCUGUGUGGUGUGUGCGCUUCAGCGUUUGCGGACGUCUUCUAGCAACAGCUGGACAAGAUUCUAUUCUUCGGAUUUGGGUGAUAAAAAGCCAUCUGAAGUAUUUCUCCGAAAUGCGUGAAAAGUGAUCGAAAUCUUCUUGUCGCUAGACAAUUUUCUCUUUAGAUACCACGCCAACAUGGAGUCUUCAGUAGAUGAUCCGAUGAGUCCUCUGGACAAUAUCGAUGCUUUCCGACCUCCAAGUUCUCUCGAGAGCGUUGUCAAUAGUGAGCAUGACAGAUUUAUUAGAACUCAAAUUUUUUUCAGACGAUUCUCCGACCGAUAGCGACGACGCUUCAAAACUCUUCGUAUCAAAACCAUUUGCAGUCCUUAAAGUUUCAUUUGCUUUCAUUUUUUAAUAAAAAAAAAUUGAAUUAAAGGGACAUACUGCCGACAUUCUGGACAUGUCGUGGUCGAAAAACUACUUCAUCUUAUCGUCUGGAAUGGAUCGGACUGUGAAACUUUGGCACAUAUCUCGUAGCGAAUGUUUAUGCUGCUUCCAACAUAUUGAUUUUGUUACCUGCGUGGCUUUUCUUCCCAAGGUAUUUGAGAAAUUACAACAGUGAAACGGAUAGAAUUAGGACGAUCGAUAUUUCCUCUCCGGUUCUCUUGACGGAAAAUUGAGGCUUUGGCACAUUCCUGACAAGAAAGUUGCCGUUUGGAAUGAAGUCCAGGUUUGAAGACAUAUUCUUUAGGAGGUCAUCAAAAAAGUUCUCAGGUCAAGUUCAUAACCGCCAUAACUUUUGUGAAAAAUGGCAAGUUUGCCGUAGUAGGCACUUACAAUGGACGUUGUUAUUUCUACACGACAGACGUAAGUUUUUUGGGAGUUAUAUGUUUAAUGAAAGAUGAACUUCAGCAAUUGAAGUACCACACGGUCGUCGAUGUCAGAUCUUCUCGGGGACGAAAUGCAAAAGGCCACAAAGUGACUGGCCUGGCUGUCCACGGGGACAAGCUUUUGGUGAGUAAUUCAAUUUCUAAAUGCGCGAUGUACUAGUUCAGAACCAAAAAAAAAAAUCCUCGUCUUUCAAUAAAAUAAAUUUUCACAAAUUUUUCAGGUGACUUCAAACGAUUCGCGUAUCAGAAUGUACGAUGUUCGCGAUAAGGCGCUUACAUGCAAAUUCCGAGGCGUGCAGAACGAACAUUCCCAGAUUCGCGCCGCAUUUUCCCCCGACGGGCGUCACAUCGUCUGUGGAUCUGAAGACAAGUGAGCUUGUCUUCAGAUAUCUCUUCAAAUAAACGAAAGUUCAGAUUCGUCUACCUCUGGAGAACCAGCGACUUGCCGUCAACGAUGAGUGUUCGGAAAGACAGAAACUCUUUGUGGGAGCGCGUGCGUGCUCACAACUCUCCCGUUUCUGUGGCUAUUUUCGCGCCAAGGCCUCAAGUAUGAAUAUAAAAUAAAAAUUGGGGAAUUUCAAAUUCUAGGUUUUCUUCGAUAUCAUGGACCGUUUCGAUAAGAAGUUUGGCCGUGAAGUCUCGGAAACCGAAAAGAACGAUGGUUCUGUGCUAACGGGACAGGUUAGUUCAUUUCAAAGGUGUUUUCUAUGGGCGAAAUUUUCAGGUGAUCGUGAGUGCCGACCUCAACGGCUGCAUAAAGGUGAUGGUGAACCGACCACGACAGACCAAAACCGGCCAAAGCACUUUCUUCUCUUCUUCCUCUUCAUAA